Messenger RNA from Tachyglossus aculeatus (Australian echidna), 4628 nucleotides. RefSeq names its product nuclear factor of activated T cells 1 (gene NFATC1). The coding region runs from base 27 to 2810 and encodes 927 amino acids. The record is from RefSeq and is a predicted model, not a curated record. Gene Ontology annotation, cellular component: transcription regulator complex. NCBI's taxonomy places the organism in Eukaryota, Metazoa, Chordata, Mammalia, Monotremata, Tachyglossidae. Gene Ontology annotation, molecular function: DNA-binding transcription factor activity, RNA polymerase II-specific; transcription factor binding; RNA polymerase II cis-regulatory region sequence-specific DNA binding. The transcript is spliced from 11 exons. Gene Ontology annotation, biological process: cytokine production; calcineurin-NFAT signaling cascade; regulation of transcription by RNA polymerase II.
GCCGGGGGUGCCCCCCGCUCCCAGCCAUGACGAGCCUGGAGGAGGAUCAGGAGUUUGACUUCGAUUUCCUCUUCGAGUUUAACCAGAGCGACGAGGGCGCUGCCACCCCCGAAGCCGGGCCCGGGGCUGGCAAAGAACACUAUAACUACGCACCGCCGAACCUGAGCGCCGGCCUGCCACUAGGCAUGGCCCCCGCCACCGCCUGCCUCGGCCUGCAGGCCGCCAACCCCAUCAUCUCGGUCAUCCCGUCCCCCGGCCACCCCACCGGCUACGGCACGGGCCUCGACAGCGGGCCCCCGGGCUACUACCUCGCCCCCGGCGUCCGGCCCAACGGCGGCCCCACCCUGGAGAGCCCCCGCAUCGAGAUCACCUCCUACCUGGGCCAGCACGGCGGCGGCGGCGGCGGCGGCGGCGGCGGCGGGGGCGGAGGCGGAGGCGGCGGAGGCCACUUCUUCCACGAGGCCACCGCCGAGGACCCCGGCCCUCCGCCGCUCCCCAACUCCUCCUCCUCGUCCUUGUCGUCCUCCAAGCGGCCCCCGGCCACGGCCACGCUCAGCCUGCCCAACCUGGAGGCCUACCGUGACCCCUCCUGCCUGAGCCCGGCCAGCAGCCUGUCAUCCCGCAGCUGCAACUCCGAAGCCUCCUCCUUCGAGUCCAACUACUCCUUCCCGUACGCCUCGCCCCAGACGUCUCCCUGGCAGUCCCCCUGCGUCUCCCCGAGGACCACUGACCCCGAGGAGGGCUACCCACGUGGCCUGGGUGCCUGCACCCUGCUGGGCUCCCCCCGCCACUCGCCGUCCGCCUCCCCCAGGACCAGCGUCACGGAGGAGAGUUGGCUGGGGCCCCGGGGCUCGCGCCCCUCCUCGCCCUGCAACAAGCGCAAGUACAGUCUCAACGGGGGCGAGGCGGCCCCCUACUCGCCUCGUCCCUCGCCCACGCCGUCGCCCCAGGGCUCGCCCCGCGUCAGCGUCACGGACGACACCUGGCUGGGCACCUCCCACCAGUACACCAGUUCGGCCAUCGUGGCCGCCAUCAACGCGCUGACCACCGACGGCACGCUGGACCUGGGCGACGGCGUCCCCGUCAAGGCCCGCAAGACCGCGCUGGACCACGCGCCCGCUGCCGCCGCCGCCGCCGCCGCCGUCGCGCUCAAGAUCGAGCCGGCCAGCGAGGACCCCGGCCCCCUCCCGCCCCUCGCCGACCUGUCCCCCGAGGAGUUUCCCGGCUUCCAGCACGUACGCAAGGGGAACUUCUGUGAACGUUACCUCUCCGUGCCGCAAGCCCCCUACCACUGGGCCAAGCCAAAGCCGCCAUCCCCCACGGCCUACAUGAGCCCGUCUCUGCCAGCGCUGGACUGGCAGCUGCCGUCGCACUCUGGGCCCUACGACCUGCGCAUCGAGGUGCAGCCCAAAUCCCACCACCGGGCCCACUACGAGACCGAGGGGAGCCGGGGGGCCGUGAAGGCGUCGGCCGGGGGCCACCCCAUAGUCCAGCUGCACGGCUACCUGGAGAGCGAGCCGCUCACCCUCCAGCUGUUCAUCGGGACGGCCGACGACCGCCUGCUGCGGCCCCACGCCUUCUACCAGGUCCACCGGAUCACCGGCAAGACGGUGUCCACCACCAGCCACGAGGCCAUCGUCUCCAACACCAAAGUCCUGGAGAUCCCCCUUCUGCCGGAAAGCAACAUGCGUGCCAUCAUCGACUGCGCCGGGAUCCUGAAGCUGCGGAAUUCGGAUAUCGAGCUCCGGAAGGGGGAGACGGACAUCGGCAGGAAGAACACGAGAGUGAGGCUGGUUUUCCGCAUCCACAUCCCGCAGCCCAACGGCCGGACGCUCUCACUGCAGAUCGCCUCCAACCCCAUCGAGUGCUCCCAGAGGUCUGCCCAGGAGCUGCCACUGGUAGAGAAGCAGAGCGCCGACAGCUACCCCGUCAUGGGCGGCAAGAAGAUCAUCCUAUCUGGACACAACUUCCUGCCCGACUCCAAGGUCAUUUUCGUGGAGAAAUCACCAGAUGGUCACCACGUGUGGGAAAUGGAAGCCAAAACUGAGAAGGAACUGUGCAAGCCAAAUUCACUGGUGGUGGAGGUCCCGCCUUUCCGCAAUCAGAGGAUCACCAGCCCCAUCCAGGUCAACUUCUACGUGUGCAACGGCAAGCGGAAGAGGAGUCAGUGCCAGCACUUCACCUACCUUCCGGCUCAUGUCCCGAUGAUAAAAACAGAACCGAAUGACGACUAUGAGGUCGCUCCCGCCUGUGGACCAAUGAACCAAGGAUUAAAUGCCCUCCCCAAGCCGUUCUACAACCAGCAGAUGGUCAUGCCCCCCGACCCCGGGGCCUGCCUCGUGGUCGGCUUCCCGUCCUGCCAACAGAGCAACCCGGCGCUGCCGGCCUCACCCGUUGCCAGCCCCGAGCUCCACGAGCUGUCCCCGGCCGCUUACGCCAAAUGCCUCCCGAGCCCCGGGCACGGCCCCCUCGGACUCCAGCCGGCUCCCGCCGGGGGCGGGCCCCCACGGUCCGUGGCCGGGCCGCCGGGCACUGCCGGCCCGCCGUCUCACGUCGCGCUGCAGCUGCAGUCGUGCAGUCCAACGCGCCCAGGCACAUCGGGCCCGCCGCCGAAGGGUCAGAGAAACACGUCUCCUCCGGCCACUGCCCAGCCACUGUCACUGCCCGAGUUGCCCGAGGACAGUGGUCAGAACGCGGCCCCUCUCCCAGUAACGGUCAAGCGCGAGCCGGAAGAGUUGGACCAGUUGGACCUGGAUGACGUAAACGAGAUCAUCAGGAACGACCUCUCCAGCACCGGCACCCACUCUUAGCGGGGGGCAUCAGGGUACACUCCACGGCCCGGCCCCCCCCGGGGCCGGAGGGAUCUCGGACUGAAUAAACGCCGGACGUUCCUGGCCCCUCUCCGCUCUCCCAUGGGGCUCAGAACGAUGACCCAGACUCUCCUCUUGGUUUCAAGAGCAACUCUCCGGCGUCCGCGACGCCAAGUCAUCUCAAGCAGACAUGCGGGGCUGCGGUGGUGGCAACACUGGCAGAUGAUGGCGGAGGUGUGUGUGUGUAGACCCUCCCCGCCAGACUCAUCCUUUGGCACGACUGGACCUCGCUACCGGAAGUGCCUUAUUCUUCCCGAAGGCACCAAGGGCACUAACAGGAGCCAAGAAGAACGUGGUUCCUCCGGGGUUUCCCCGAUCCUAAAUUCUCGGGAACGGGAAGGGGAGCCCGUGAGAAAGCGACUCGGGGGUUCCAGGCUCCUCUUCCUCCUCUUCCUCAGCCAUCGAGGGCAGCCCGCUGCCUUAUGCCAUGCAUUUCCGAACCUCCCGCUCUGGCCCGCUCAUCUGCUUUCCCAGCCUCGACCUCCUCCUUCUCCUCCUCCCCAUCCACGCCGGCACACCGCAGGGGCUGCGUCCAGCCCGGCUCUAAAUCUGCCUUUGGACCCAGCACAAAUGCACAUCAAAUAGCACAAACCGGUCAAGAGGAUGGACAGAGAAUGCAGUCUCCGGAAGUGCUUGCCCGUGGACACCCACGGGGGCAAAUGUUAGUCCGGGGUCGACCGGGACGAGGUGAGGCCCCUGGGCCUAGCCCCCCGCCCCCGACCCCCGACCGAAAUGGGACGUCCCAGUCAGCAGUAGCCCGGGCCCGUGGCGGGGAAAUUGCACUUCGGACCCCAGCCCCACAUUUUCAGCCAAUAUGGUUGAGGGCCUAUGGCCCUCUGACGGGUGUGCGUGCUUUCUCGUCUGUCGCGGCAGAGCGAAGCACUUUAAGAGAGCCCAGAAAGACGCAUACGAACCAAAGCCGUUCUGGACCAAACGGCCAAAGAUUCGACGACAACUGUAAAUUGCCAUUUCAAAGAGUGUAAAAUAUUUGUUCAACUAUAAGAUUAUUACUCCGCAGAAGCCUUAUAAACUCUCUGCUUUGGGUAAGGAAAUACUACCAAAAAGAGAAGGUUUUCAUACGCAGCGCUGUACUGUAUAGUAUGUUUGGGGAUUAGUUCGUAGAGACGGGGUACCCACUAAAUUAACGUAGCCCUUAAUAUUGCAUUUUUGUACAAUUAACAGCUUAUUACUCGUUAUCACUAGCAGUGACCUAGUAUUUCAUAUAACCAAAAAAGCAUGGUUCAAUUAAGCAAUUUUUAAUCUUAAUGUUGUGCCUUAUGCCCCCUACCGGAGAUUGUCUUCCAGCUGACUUCCGCUGGAAACCUCCAAGAAGAGCCCUCUCACGCGCAACGUCACAAAAACGACAGAACUUUCCCUCCGGAAGGCAGACUUUCCAAAAAGCAUCCUGUACAAUGUCUUACUUUCUCCUUUUUUUUUUUUUUAGAAAAAAUAUAUAUAAACAGGAAAAAAAAACUCAGUAAGCCAUAUUUGUAACAUUUGCACAUUACUGUGAAGGGCAGAGGGUAAAAUAUGGCUGUAGGUAUGAAAGAUGCUGUUACAGGCUCUGUCUGAUAGCUGGCUGCUUCCUUUCCCUCCCCCUCCGUUUAACCCCUUAUCUACCCUGUAUUUAGCUUCCUAGAAGCUGCAUGGAACAUUUCGUAUAGACUGCCAUAUAAAACAAAGAGUUGGAUCGUUGUGUCAGCUCCCUUUGUAGUCAGAAACUAGACUCAAUAAAGCAAUAUUUUUUUUUUUGCCUGA